AUGUCGAUGGAGACAUUACCAGUAGAAAUACUUCAUCGUAUUUUCGAUCAUAUUGAUACUCAAACAAUCAUUUUCUCAAUUCGAUCUGUAUGUCGAUUAUUUCAAAAUGUUGUUCAUACUUAUGAGCGUUAUACUCUUGAUUUCCAAUCGAUUUAUUUAACUGAUUUCCGAUUACUUUGUAAAUUGAUUACUCCUCAAAAGGCUCGAUCAUUAAUACUUUGUAAUAGUGAAUAUACACCAAAUGCAAUUGAUUUAUUUGUUUCCACAGUUCGUCUGCAGCGAUUCACUCGGCUUCAUUCUCUAACAUUGAUUGAUAUUGACGAGUUUCAAAUGAAUAUCAUUCUAAAACGUAUCAAUUUAACUUUAUUAAAAUCAGUUUCAAUACAAAUUCGAAAAUAUGAUGCUAGACGAGUAAAAACAACAUCAUAUUUUCUUUCAUCCAUCGUGGCAAAUUCCGCUCUUCGAAAACUUGAAAUCAGUUUCAGAUUCGAUCGAAUUUCAUGGCCUAUCCACUGCAGAAUCCAAUGUUUAACUAUAAAUAAUGAUAUUCCUUUCGAUAAUUUACGUCAAAUUCUACUGUGUUCUCCUCAAUUGCAUACUUUGACUAUCGAAGGAGAAUUAUUAAAUAUGAAGAGUUUAUCUCAAAAAGAUUCGUUUCCACAAAUAACUUCUUUGACUUUAAAAAAGUUUGAGCUUAUAAGUGAUAAACUGGAAUCAUUUCUGUCGUUGACAUCAUCAUUGACUUAUCUGAAAAUAAUUUCAGAUGGAUUUACAUUGGAUGGAAAUCGUUGGGAACAGUUUAUCCAAAUCAAUCUUUGUCAAUUAGAGAAAUUUGAAUUCUUUUCGAAUGUUUCAGUAACACAAAAACAAACUCAUGAAGAUCUUGAUGUGAUUAUUCAAUCCUUCCGAAGUCCAUUUUGGAUUGAACAAAAACAGUGGUUUGUAGCUUGUGAAUUAUCUAACGCCUAUGAAAUACAAAUCUAUUCGUUACCAAUCUGUAAAUCAUUUGUUGAAUAUACACUUAAGAAAGAGAAGGUGUUGGUUUCCUCAAAUUCUACAAUAUCAUCAUGGUACGAUGAUUUAUCAAUAACAAAUAACAUUGAUAAGAUCAGUUUACUUUUAAAUGAAACGACGACUGGUAGUCUGAAAAACGAAGUAUGUUAUUCAAAUCUUUAA
Adineta ricciae is the source of this 1176-nucleotide messenger RNA. The record is from the annotation of a GenBank genome assembly. NCBI's taxonomy places the organism in Eukaryota, Metazoa, Rotifera, Eurotatoria, Adinetida, Adinetidae.